Molecule: messenger RNA, 1536 nt
Organism: Candidula unifasciata
Lineage: Eukaryota; Metazoa; Mollusca; Gastropoda; Stylommatophora; Geomitridae
Source: the annotation of a GenBank genome assembly
AUGGCGGCGCCCAUGUACCUUCGUGGCGCUCAAGGCAUUUGGACAGUGGAUGGGGCCAAAUUUAGUGCCGAGCCUGUGACAUCCAUUGACAAGACCAACAGCUGCAAGUGUAUGGUGUUCUCAGAUGAUGGAUCAUUGUUUGCCUGGUGCAAUGAAAAAAAAACGUGUGUGUGUGUGUGUAAGGUUAUUCAAGAUCUUGGCGUGCCAAAAGUGAUUGCCCUCAAGUGCAUGCAAAACUCAAAACUUUUGUGUAAGCAAGACCAAAGAAGGAGAAACUGUCACAUAAUUUCCCCAAGAAUAAGUUUAUGGGAUGUCACAAGGCUUGGGUUGGAGCCAGAAUGGAGUUCUGAUGAGGGCAUUUGUGUCAGGAAUGUCAACAAUGAGCUUCAUUUUUUUGAGAACAAUGAGUUUGACACGAUUGUAACUAAACUGCACCUCCAGAAAGUGUCUGCAUUCAGUCUGGCCAAGAAUUCUGCUCCUUACACUAUAGCAGCUUAUGUGCCGGGUUCCAAGGGCCAGCCAUCUUUUGUUCGUAUUUACCGUUAUCCAAAUUUUGGAGGACCAGAGUCGACUUUAGUGAACAAGAGUUUUUUCAAAGCGGACCGAGUCAACUUUUUCUGGAAUCGACCAGGUAUAAGUUCACCGGAACAGCCUUUGGUUCUGACGUCGACAGAGAGCUCAGACAGUUCUUACUAUGGUGACCAAGGACUGCACUUUCUCUCAACAGCUUCCGAUAGCUGCCUGGUGCCUCUGCAAAAGCAAGGUCCAGUGUAUCAUGUGGAGUGGGCACCAAACAGCACUGAAUUUGUGGUCAUAUAUGGAUACAUGCCAGCUAAGACGACAAUCUUCAGUCUCAAAUGUGAACCUGUGUUUGAUUUUGGAACGGGUCCUAGAAAUAUCUGCUCUUUCAACCCUCAGGGAACUAAUAUCCUUUUUUUUUUUGAACAGAAAAAGCAGAUCACGAAGACACAGUCAACAGACACGACCUAUUUUGAAUGGUGUCCUGAUGGGCAGCAUCUUCUGACUGCAACAACAGCACCAAGACUUAGGGUUGGAAAUGGCUUCCGUAUCUGGCACUACUCUGGGACACUUAUGCUGCAGCAUUUCAUGAAAGAUCAUGCCGAACUCUGGCAGGCAACCUGGCAACCACGUCCUGCAGACCAGAUUUUGCCAUUUACUAUAACUACCAAAACAGUCCCCUCCGCUGUGCAGGAACAGCCAAAAACGCAAGGAGCAGCAUACAGACCUCCACAGAUGAGGGAUGCGGGAGCUAAACCUGCGGCUCUGAAGCCACUUUAUGAACUAGAAUCUGCUUCCAAUGCUCAGAAGUCUCAGCCAGACAAAGCCCCCAGCAAAAACAAGAAAAAACGGGAAGCUCAGAAGGCCAAGGCUGCUCGUGAGGGAACCACGAAACCUGAAGAAUCUGCUUCUGCAACCACCGCAGCCUCUGACAGCACUGGUAGCCUUGGUGCUAGUGUGGCAGGGGCCACUACUGGAGAUCCAGAAAAGGAUAAGAAACUGAGGAAUUUGAGAAAG